Molecule: messenger RNA, 3597 nt
Organism: Camelina sativa (false flax)
Lineage: Eukaryota; Viridiplantae; Streptophyta; Magnoliopsida; Brassicales; Brassicaceae
Product: PWWP domain-containing protein 3
Biological process (GO): homophilic cell-cell adhesion
Cellular component (GO): membrane
Molecular function (GO): calcium ion binding
Source: RefSeq, a predicted model, not a curated record
AGUACCCUUUAAUUUCUCCGAAAGCUAAAACUUUUUUUUUUGCAGCCGCGUUUCACUUUCAACGAUACCUCUUCAUCUUCCUCUCUCUCUCUCACAAAUCCUAAAUCCAGAUAGCUCCUCUGAGUCUCUCUAUCUCCCUCCCUCUGUGUGUUGUUACUAGACUUUUUUUUUUGCUUUUCUUUUUGAAGAUUCGCUAGGUCGCUCGGACGUUGUUGUUUUGCGUUUCUCUCGGAGCUCAAAACUAGUCGGCGAGGAAGUUAGGGGAAAAAAAUGGAAAUGGAAGUUGUCUUGGGAAUCGGAGAAGAGGAGAAACCUAAAGCUAGCUGUGCUUCGGAGAUUGAAUCUGCUAAGGAACACGAUUUAGGUGAGAAUACGCUAAAGGAUGAUGGUGGUGUUGUUGUUGUUCAGGAGAACGGUUUUAAGGUUUCUGUAAACGGAGAUGGUGAGGGUGAGAAGGAGAAGGUAAACGUUGUUGAGGCUGAGAAGAAUUUGAACGAAUCUGGUGUUGUUGUUGAAGAUUGCGUUAUGAAUGGUGUUUCUUCGUUGCUGAAAUUGAAGGAAGAUAUGAAAGAAGAAGAAGAAGAAGAUGGUGGUGAUGAUGAAGAAGAGGAGGAAGAGGAAGAGGAAGAGGAAGAAGAACAUGGGUACUGUGUUGGAGAUUUUGUGUGGGGCAAAAUCAAGAAUCAUCCAUGGUGGCCUGGUCAGAUUUACGAUCCAUCUGAUGCUUCUGAUUUGGCUUUGAAGAUAAAGCAGAAAGGGAAAUUGCUUGUGGCUUAUUUCGGUGACGGGACGUUUGCUUGGUGCGGUGCGUCUCAGUUGAAACCGUUUGCAGAGAGUUUUAAAGAGUGUUCGAAGGUGAGUAAUUCUAAGAGUUUCCUCGUUGCGGUGGAAGAGGCGGUUGGAGAGAUGGGGAGACACGUUGAGCGUUUGCUGGUGUGUGAUUGUGCUGAGGGGAAAGAUAAGUUUGAUAGUCGUGCAGCUAACAAUGCCGGGAUUAAGGAAGGGGUUUUGGUGCGCGACUUGAGACGCGAAAUGAUUUCGUCUUUGCUGGUUGGGAAACAUGGAGAGAUUCUUAAAGAUGUUAAAUGCUCUGCAUUGACGGUUAGCUUUGGUGGGUUGCUUGAGCUGGAGAUAUUGAAAAGGAAGGUAUCUGCGUUUUAUCGGUCUAACAGAGGAUAUGGUUUGACUGAGUAUCAUGAGCCUCAAUCAGUUCCAGGACUUGAAGACAAAAACAACAGUGAUGAUGAUGAUGAUGAUGAUGAUGAUGAUGAAGACGAGAAUGUUGAUGAUGGGUUAGAAUUGCGUGCUAAACGUUCUAGCAUAGAGGAAGCAGAAGCUUUGGAUCCUGAAGAGUCGACUCUUCAGGGAUCGUUAGAGAGGUGUUCCGGGUUUCCUGAUCAUAGGCUGCUCCACAGAAGGAAGGAAAAGAGCAUUGCUGAUAUAUUGGAGAAUGAUUCUUCUGCUAAGGUGAGAUUUGAGACAGAACUAGUGAAUGGAGAUGUAAAGUCAAAUGUUAAGUCGGGUAGGAAAAAAACAAAACGCUUUGAUGAAGUUAAUGGUGAGCUUGAAAAUGUUACCACCACUACACCGAGGAGAAGAAAGAGUGAAGUUUCUACAAUCGAAAAUGCUAGUCAGAAGCAAGUGGAAGAAGGUAGCAAAAGCGAAACUUCAAGUAAGAGAAAGAAAAGGGCUGUGGAUGAUGAUGAUGGGAGUGGAAACAGAGAAGAGACAGAGAAAAACGAGGCUUCGAAUGUGGAUAUAGAUAUUGAUUCAACUCCUUUAGCUUCACUGCGAAAAAAGGUCAGGUUUGAUAUUUCCAAGAAUGAUGCAAGUGGCGAGACCGCCACACAAUCAUCAAAGAGGGAGAGGAAGAAGAGCAAGUACCUUUCGCCUGAUUUCUUGUCGGAUUUUUCACGCAAAGGGAGUAAAAAGAGUCAGGUUGAAUCUGAAUCUUCUAACAUUUCAAGUCAGAGCCAAGUAGGAGAGCAAAUAACCGAUGCUAAUGACAGCAUCAUGGCAGUGGAAGAAGAUGAAUUGGAUUUACCAUGUGAGCCUUCAUUUGAUUAUGGGUUAGGUCGCGAAGAACUGUCAGAGGAACUAAGUAACGCUGUCGAUUUUCUGAGGUUGGGAGCUACACCAAAGGAAAUGCAAGAUCUAAUUCGUGUAUCAGCUCUUGGUACACAAUAUCCAAAAGACAGUAGCUCAAGAGACAUGGUAAGAGAAUUCAUGACCAUCUAUAGAAGCUUCACAUAUCAUCAGGGAGCCAUUAACAAGACUUUAGGGGGUUAUGAUAGUUCAGAUAAAGAAAAAGAACAACUGAAUGAGAUGCCCAAUCCCGAGACUAAGGGGAAAGAGAAAAAAGAUAAGAAGCGUAAAGUGAAGCAGCCAGCAGAGGAGGUUGAGGAAACUCGGAAAGAAGAGAAUGAGACAGACAAUAAUGGGACAAUGAUGAAAGAGCAAAAACAUAAGAAGUCUAAAACAAAGAAGCGAGCUGAUGAAGGAGAAGAAACCCGGAAAGAGUCAAGUGAGUCAAUAAAGAAAGAGAGAAAACGGAAGAAGUCUGAAUCAAAGAAGCAAGCAGAUGGAGAAGAAGAAACUCAGAAAGAGGCGAAUGAUUUAACUAAAAAGGAGAGAAAACGUAAGAAGUCCGAAUCAAAGAAGCAAGGGGAAGCGGUUGAAGAAAAGGAUACCCAGAAAGAAUCGAGUGAGCCAACCAAGAAAGAGAGAAAACGGAAGAAGCCUAAACAUGACGAAGAAGAAAGCCAGAGUGAGACUGUGGAACCCGAGAAGAAGAACAAGAAGAAGAAGAAGAAAAUAGAAGGAAAGUCUAAAAAGAAAGAAACUGAAAGGGGAUUUGCAGGAGCUGAGCUAUAUGUUACAUUUGGUCCUGGUUCGAGUUUGCCUAAAAAAGAAGAUCUGAUUGAAAUAUAUGAGAGGUUUGGGACAUUGGACAAAGAAAGAACUGAUAUGUUAGAGAACAACCCGUCUGCCCGUGUUGCCUUCUUGGAUGUACCUGAUGGAGAAAAAGCUUUUGAAUCCUCACAAGAGAAAUGCCCGUUUACUACUAGUUCGACCGUUAAAUUCAGGCUCAAGUAUCCUAAUGAGAGAACAGUGAAGAAGAAAAAUGAAGCUGAAGUUGCAGAGACGACAGUGGAGGUGGAAUAUCUGAAGAAAAAGAUGGACGAGAUGAGAAUGUUACUUGACGGAUGUGAAGGAGGAAUGACUGAGGAAGUGAGAGUGAAAUUUGAAGGUGAGAUAGUAAAUUUGUUGGAGAAAGUGAGAAAGUAAGAGAGAUGAGAUCUUCGUAGGAUUAUGCUAUUAUGUUUUUAUUUUGUUGGUUGAGAAUUUUCAGGAGACUUUUGCAGGUUUUAGGAUAUUUAUGGUUUCUGCAAAACAAAAGAAAACUAUUUUGAGAAGAUGAUGAUACUUAUGAAUCUUGUCAUAGGUUAGAGAGUUAGAUCGAUGUUCCUUUUUGUUUUUGUGUAGACUUUUUCAAGUUUACAAAAUUUGAAACUAAACCGGUAAACCCUCUACACUGGGCUUUUGGUAUAUCACUCUCUUGAGUUUGGGAUACUGUUGUAAUUUACCUAUUGAUUA